AUAUAAAACUAAAUCAAUUAGACUUUAAAGCAGUGGCGUGACAUCACGCUACAUGUCGGUAGAUGUCAUUUUUCUCAGUUUCUGACAGCUACUGUCACGGUAGCCUGCAGUUAGCUCAAAGUAGCUCACGGGUAGCUCACAAUAGUUCUCCCCCGGGAGACCCACAGCAGUCAAAGUUAUCACAAUGGCUCAAUUCGGUCAUAGAGGCAAUAGCUCUCCAAUAGCCACAAGCCAUAGUAGUUAACAGUAGUUAAAUAGGCAAGUGCAAACGUGGGAUGAUUUGAAUAUGAUUUAUAUCACCACCCCGAACACACAUCGUCGAACGAACCUCCUGCACCACACAUCAUGUCUUCCAUGCCACAGCAUAAUUACAUGAUUGAAGACCCCUUGUCUGAGUCUCCAGGAAUGCUGGGGGAGGCAUCCAUUUUCUUUCAUGACGGGAUGGACGAAGAAGAACUCUUUCUUACCCCGCUCAAUGGGGAUAAUAUGCUCCAGUUCAAUGAGCAACCAUGGCAAAACCCAGACAUAAUGACCGGCAACAGCACUUCAGCACAAUCAUGGCCAGUCUCGGCGGACAUGACCCGCAACGACUCUUCGGCCACGUCUCAAAGCCAUCAGUCGAAUCAGUCGUUCAAUUUUCCCGCGACAGCUGAAGAGGUGCAAACGACAGCUCUUCGUUCCGUCGAAUUGCCACUGAAGACCUCAGCGUCGCCGUCUCCAGCAAGCUUGCUCGCCAGCACAUCUACUUCGGGUAUGCGGACAAGAAAGCGCAAAACAUCGCCUCUCACUGAUGACGACGAAGAGGAAGACGGGACCCCUGAAUCGCCACCACAGAAGCCACCCAUGAAGAAAACCGCCCACAACAUGAUUGAGAAGCGGUAUCGAACAAACCUGAACGAUAAAAUUGCAGCGUUGAGACAGAGCGUCCCGAGUCUCCGAGCCACGGAAAAGAACCUGGGUGCGGGUGGGAAAGGGGCCAGAAAUUUGGUCAAUGUCAUGGAGGACUUGGAUGGAUUGAUCCCACCGAACAAGCUGAACAAGGCUACGAUCCUUUCCAAAGCCACGGAAUAUAUUGGCCAUCUCGAGCGCCGCAACAAAUCUCUCCAGAGUGAGAAGGCGUCUCUCCUUGAUCGUAUCAGUACGUUUGAGAAUCUUCUCCUUGGGAGGAAACAUCAUGGCCAACAGAUAUACCAUCCGGACCAGCUCCUUAUGCAGCAGCACCAAAUGAUGGACCGCGGCAAUGCCAAUCAACGCCCCAACAGAAAUUAGUUGCUGUUGGAGGCCACGGGGGACUAUGCGUAUCAGCGUUGUUUACAGGUUCACAGUAACCUCUUGUUUUAAUAAUAUUUCUCAGUCACACGGUUUAAACCUGUGUCAGCUAGUUAAAAUACACACGCUGUCCCUUUGACCACGGGAACCUUCUUCUUGGCCAGUGCUUCCUCUCUCCAAGCCCACAUAGCUGUCAUCGCAGCUCCUGG
Pseudogymnoascus destructans is the source of this 1478-nucleotide messenger RNA. RefSeq lists its product as uncharacterized. NCBI's taxonomy places the organism in Eukaryota, Fungi, Ascomycota, Leotiomycetes, Thelebolales, Thelebolaceae. The transcript is spliced from 2 exons. Bases 346 to 1269 code for a protein of 307 amino acids. The record is from RefSeq and is a predicted model, not a curated record. Gene Ontology annotation, molecular function: protein dimerization activity.